AUGGCGGGUGGAGAAGCUGGAGUGACUCUGGGGCAGCCACAUCUUUCGCGUCAGGAUCUCACCACGUUGGAUGUUACCAAGUUGACGCUACUUUCACACGAAGUUAUCAGUAGACAAGCCACAAUUAAUAUGGGUACAAUGGGUCAUGUAGCUCAUAGGAAAUCCACAGUUGUCAAAGCUAUUUCUGGAGUUCACACCGUCAGGUUCAAAAAUGAACUAGAAAGAAAUAUUACAAUCAAGCUUGGAUAUACCAAUGCUAAGAUUUAUAAACUUGAUGACCCAAGUUGCCCUCGGCCAGAAUGUUGUAGAUCUUGUGGGAGCAGUACACCUAAUGAGUUUCCUACAGACAUUGCAGGGACAAAAGGGAACUUCAAAUCAGUCAGACAUAUUUCCUUUGUUGACUGUCCUGGCCAUGAUAUUUUGAUGGCUACUAUGCUGAAUGGUGCAGCAGUGAUGGAUGUAGCUCUUCCGUUGAUAGCUAGUAAUGAAUCUUGUCCUCAGCCUCAGACGUCUGAACACCUGGCUGCUAUAGAGGUCAUGAAACUGAAGCAUAUUUUGAUUCUACAAAAUAAAAUUGAUUUGGUAAAAGAAAGUCCAGCUAAAGAACAAUACAAACAAAUCCUUGCAUUUGUCCAAGGUACAGUAGCAGAGAGACCUCCCAUUAUUCCAAUUUCGACUCAGCUGAAAUACAAUAUUGAAGUUGUUUGUGAGUACAUACUAAACAAAAUUCCAGUAUCCCCAGGAGACUUUACUUCAGAGCCCCGGGUUAUUGGUAUUAGAUCUUUUGAUGUCAACAAACCUGGCUGCGAAGUUGAUGACCUUAAGGGAGGUGUAGCUGGUGGUAGUAUCCUAAAAGGAGUAUUAAAGGUGGGCCAGGAGAUAGAAGUAAGACCUGGUAUUGUUUCCAAAGAUAGUGAAGGAAAACUCAUGUGUAAACUAAUCUUUUCCAAAAUUGUAUCACUUUUUGCAGAGCAUAAUGAUCUGCAAUAUGCUGCUCCAGGCGGUCUUAUUGGAGUUGGAACAAAAAUUGACCCCACUUUGUGCCGGGCUGACAGAAUGGUGGGGCAAGUACUUGGUGCAGUUGGAGCUUUACCUGAGAUAUUCACAGAACUGGAAAUUUCCUAUUUCCUGCUUAGACGGCUUCUAGGUGUACACACUGAAGGAGACAGGAAAGCAACAAAGGUUCAAAAGCUGUCUAAGAAUGAAGUGCUCAUGGUGAACAUAGGAUCCCUGUCAACAGGAGGGAGAGUUAGAGCUGUCAAGGCUGAUUUGUGUAAAAUUGUUUUGACCAAUCCAGUGUGCACAGAGGUAGGAGAAAAAAUUGCCCUUAGCAGAAGAGUUGAAAAACAUUGGCGUUUAAUUGGUUGGGAUCAGAUAAGGAGUGACAAUCAAGCCAACAGUAGAUGA
Rhinopithecus roxellana (golden snub-nosed monkey) is the source of this 1407-nucleotide messenger RNA. Its product is annotated as eukaryotic translation initiation factor 2 subunit 3-like. The transcript has 2 exons. Gene Ontology annotation, cellular component: eukaryotic translation initiation factor 2 complex; cytosol. Gene Ontology annotation, molecular function: translation initiation factor activity; GTPase activity; GTP binding. NCBI's taxonomy places the organism in Eukaryota, Metazoa, Chordata, Mammalia, Primates, Cercopithecidae. Gene Ontology annotation, biological process: formation of translation preinitiation complex; positive regulation of translational fidelity. The record is from RefSeq and is a predicted model, not a curated record. The coding region runs from base 1 to 1407 and encodes 468 amino acids.